GUCACCGUCAAUGGUAAACCUAAGCCAAUGGGAUUCGCAAGAGGCCACGAAUGGGUGGGGCUUCAGCCAUUUGCGUCCGCAAACGUUGUUGGAAGAGAAGUCGAUUCAAGAAGCCAUUACGCUGCGCAAUAGUGUCAGGACAAAAACGUACUAUUUUUACGUAUUCUACGCAAUUUUACAUCACCCCCCCCUCCGUAAGUCCAAUUAAGCACUUGCUAAUGGCAUCUCAGGCCAAAAAGAGGAAAACUAAUUUCUCCGAAAGGGAGGUGGAGAUCAUCGUGGAGGAGAUGGAGAAGCAAAAACACAUUUUGGUGAAUCACUUUAACGCGGGCGUCACGCACAUCGCCAAGAACAGCGCGUGGACGGAGAUCCUGAAGCGCGUGAACGCCGUGAGCACCUGCCAGCGCGAGCUCGCGGAGGUCAAGAAGAAAUGGUCCGACCUCAAGACGGAGGUGCGGCGCAAAGUGGCCCAGGCGCGCGCGGCCAUGGAGGGCACGGGCGACUGCGGCAGCGUUCCCGUCAUCCUCAGCUCCAUGCAGCAGCGCAUCUGCAACCUGCUGGGAGAGGCCACCAUCAUCAGCCUUCCCGCGGCGGAGGCUGCCGCCGAGAUCACGGUGCCCCUGGGCUCCGCCGCCGCCGCCGCGUUGACGCAAAGUAAGACACUGGCGUUACCGCUGCGCAUUCAGCCGGCGUCUGCAGCGGCGUGCGAGAUAAAAACCCUUGAAGCCGAGACGACGUACCACACGCUGGAGGAGGGCAUGGUGGAGUACUGCACCACCGAGGCGCCGGUGACCGUCACGGCAGAGGCUCCGGUGGAGAUGCUGGCGCAGGCCGAGUGCAAGCCGCAGGAGCUGAAGAGCCGCAUCGCGCUCAACUCGGCCAAGCUGCUGCAGGAGCACCGCGUCACCAACCUGCACGUGCGCGAGAUCGCCCAGCACCUGGAGAACCAGAGCGACCUGCUGCAGAUGAUCCGCCGCUCGCAGGAGGCCCAGGCCUGCGCCCAGGAGAGACAGGCCCAGGCUCUGGAGGGAACGCAGGCCGCCCUGCUCGCCCUCAUCCAGAUGUUCAGACCCGCUCUCAAGGACUUGAGGAAGUUUCUGCAGAACGCCAACAGCGCCAACACCGCUCCGCCGGCCGCCGCCGAGACCGGAGAAGGAGCGGAAAACGUGCCACCACAGACAGAAGAUGCACAGUAGAGACGUGUGUGUGUGUGUGUGUGUGUGUGUGUGUGUGUGUGUGUGUGUGUGGGAGAGACGGUCUGGUCCAGAAUAGACCGUAAAUUAUUGUACAGCUCGGUGCUCAUGUGUGCGAACGCUUCCCGGGAUGCAGUGAAAAGAGGACUUUUACGGGCGUUUUAAACAAGUGGCCAAAAAAAAAAGAUUUUUGACUCUUUAAAGAUGCUGUGAAGUCUUUUCGGUGGCUUGAAAGUCAGGUCGCGACACGUUUUAAUUCAAUUUUUGGUGCGCAGCCGACCCUAAAGCAAACCCAGUCCGGGCCGGAGACCUACAGGAGACACGAUUGCCGCGAGGACGGGCGGUGAUGGACGACUUUGUGGAGGCUUUUUGUUUCUUUAGCUUUCGAGAAUUUGCCGUUUUUAUUUAAGUACGCUAAAUAAAGAAACUCCACACGUG
Puntigrus tetrazona (Sumatra barb) is the source of this 1631-nucleotide messenger RNA. It is a transcript of the gene naif1, whose product is annotated as nuclear apoptosis inducing factor 1. The transcript has 3 exons. Gene Ontology annotation, cellular component: nucleus. Bases 51 to 1196 code for a protein of 381 amino acids. The record is from RefSeq and is a predicted model, not a curated record. Lineage: Eukaryota; Metazoa; Chordata; Actinopteri; Cypriniformes; Cyprinidae.